UGAAAAGAUGGAAGAUGGUGAUUUUCCCUGGAUGGCUGCGCUGGGCUAUCUCGUUAGAAACAGACUAGUUUACAGAUGUAGCGGUACCAUUAUUUCGGACCAAUUCGUACUCACUUCAGCAUAUUGCACAAGAAUGGGUGUACUAAGAAAGGUUCGACUGGGAAAGACUUCUUUAGCCGAUUCCAAACAUUACACAGUAACUCCAGUCAUGCGUGAUAUACAGAAUAUCACCAUUCAUUCCGGUUAUGAUCGUUUAACCAUGUCUAAUGACAUUGCUUUGAUUCGCGUUGUUGAUAAAAUUCCAUUUAAUAAUUUUGUUUGGCCAGCAUGUUUACAUACAAAUUUAGAUGAGGUACCAUCAAAUGUGCCGCUUACUGUUACCGGUUGGGAUUUUCAAAAUCCGAGAAGAUCAUCGACUUCAUCACAAAUGUAUAAAGUAAAUUUGACAUCAAUGCCACUACAGGAAUGCAAAUCAAAAGUGGUGACGAGAGGUCGUGCGCAAUACCGAAAUGGCCUUUUUGAAGAGCAGUAUUGUGCCUUUGGUGGUGGAAGUAGAGGUUCCUGUCGAGUUUACAGUGGAGGCCCUUUGCAAUAUCUCAAAACCAAUACAAGCACAAUAGUUGGUAUUGUACCCAUCAGUGAUAGAUGUGGAUUGAAUAUACCAAACAUUUACACGAGAGUCGCAUACUAUGUGGAUUGGAUUGAAUCAAUCGUUUGGAGUGAUUUGAAAAACUCAAAAUGA
This is a messenger RNA of Contarinia nasturtii (swede midge), 742 nucleotides long. RefSeq names its product serine protease persephone-like. The transcript has 5 exons. Lineage: Eukaryota; Metazoa; Arthropoda; Insecta; Diptera; Cecidomyiidae. The coding region runs from base 8 to 742 and encodes 244 amino acids. The record is from RefSeq and is a predicted model, not a curated record. Gene Ontology annotation, molecular function: serine-type endopeptidase activity. Gene Ontology annotation, biological process: proteolysis.